Anas platyrhynchos (mallard) is the source of this 10783-nucleotide messenger RNA. NCBI's taxonomy places the organism in Eukaryota, Metazoa, Chordata, Aves, Anseriformes, Anatidae. The record is from RefSeq and is a predicted model, not a curated record.
CCACCUUCUCCCUCCGUCCCUCUUCUGACAGUAGCCAUGUGCUCAGCAGGGGCUCUGCAGCCCUGUUUGCUUUAGCUGGGGAGAUGUUUGCCUUUCCUGCAGAACUCCAGCUGCCGGGGAAACCUGGGGCGGCUGUGUUGAUUUAUUAGGGCACAGUGUGCCUCAGGAAUGCCUCUGCUAAGGAGCUGGGAGUGAUGGAAGGGAUCCUGCCCGGAGCGGCGUGAAGCCUUCUCGUUUCUCUUUACACAGACUCGAAGCAGGAAUUCCCCAAAGCAAGCUUGAGGCACACUCCUCAGGAAGAGAAAUGAAGGUGUCUCAGCGUUCCCAAGAUCCCAGAUGAGCAUUUACCAUGCCUCUGGGAACGUUCUUCCUUCCUGUUCUCUGUUUCCUGGGAGCAGCGAUCCCGAGGGGGCUGCAGUACGUCACGUUCUCGCGCAAUGCUACGAAAUUCCUCCACCUGUCCAUGGACUUGGAGUCUGGCUCCAUUUACCUGGGGGCCACCAACUUUCUCUUCCAGCUGACAUCUGACCUGCUGAUGCAGAACGUGGUUCAAACCGGGCCGGUUCUGGACAGUAAAGACUGCCUCCCCCCAGUCUCGAGGCUGGAGUGCCCUCAGGCCCACCACACGGACAAUCACAACAAGCUGCUGCUGGUGAACGCGGUGCAGAAGGAGCUCAUCGUGUGCGGCAGCGUGCACCAGGGGAUCUGCGAGAAGAGGAGCCUCGCGUCCAUCGACCACGUCCUCUUCCGACCGGAGAGCCCUGGCGACACUCAGUACGUUGCUGCCAACGACCCCAAUAUCACCACCGUGGGACUCGUGGCCUACUCGAAGGAUGAGGUCCCUUUGCUCUUUGUGGGACGAGGGUACACGAGCCGAGGAGUCGGAGGAGGGAUUCCUCCCAUCACUACCCGAAACCUCAGGGCCCACGGUGGGGAUGUCCAAGCAACAGACUCUCACUCCAUUUUCUCCUAUGAAGAAACAGCUAAACUGGCCGUGGGCCGGCUCUCCGAGUACAACCACCAUUUCAUCAAAUCCUUCACGUAUCGCUCCAGCGUCUAUUUCCUCUUCUACCGUCGGGAUCUCAAGUCUCAGUCGCGUGAGUACAAGACCUACAUCUCGCGGAUCUGCCUGGAUGACUCCCAUUAUUACUCGUACGUGGAGCUGCCCCUGCUCUGCCAGAGCAAAGCCAACACCUACAGCCUCCUGCAGGCAGCCUACGUCACCCGGCCGGGGAAGGACCUGGCCCAGGGGCAGCUGGACACUGACGGAGAAGUGCUCUUUGCAGCCUUCUCUGCCUGGCAGGCUUCUUCUGGCAAACUGAGCGAGGAGUCUGCGCUCUGCGUCUACGCGAUGGAGGAGGUGGAUCGCCUGACCAACUGGACCAGGGACGUGUGCUACAUGAGGGAUGGGAAGUCAGAAGAAGGCACAGAAGUGGCAUAUAUCGAAUACGAUGUCAGUUCCAACUGCGUCCAGCUGCCAGCGGACACCCUGUAUGCAUACCCCUGUGGCUCUGACCACACUCCCAGCCCCAUGGCCAGCCGGGUACCCUUGGAAGCAGCCCCCCUCCUGGAGAAAACAGAUGCCCGACUGACAGCCGUGGCGGUGAACGUGGAAGAUGGCCACACCAUCGCUUUCCUGGGAGACAGCAGAGGGAGACUGCAUAAGGUGUACUUAGGAGCAAUGGGAGAUGCACAUAUAUACGCUUCUUUGCCUAUCCAAUUAAACAGCGUGGUGAGUGGAGACCUGCUGUUUGACCAGCUGCAGGAGAACCUCUUCGUCAUGACCCAGUCAAUGGUGGUAAAGGUUCCCAUACUGGAGUGUUCCCUCUACUUGGACUGCGAAUCCUGUCUGGCACUGAAAGAUCCUUACUGUGGCUGGUGUGUCCUUCAGGGACGGUGCAGCCGUCGCUCUGAGUGCUUGCGGUCCAGGCUGAGUGAGCAGUGGCUCUGGAGCUUUAACUCUACACAGCAGUGUCUCUCUGUCCAGUCACUAACUCCAGCCAAUAUCAGCAGAGAGGAAAAGAGAAAUAUAUUCCUGGCUAUCUCGGACUUACCUUCUCUACAUGAGGAAGAAUUCUACUCGUGUUACUUUGAAGAUUAUGAAAGCCCAGCAGUUCUGACAGAGUCAGGAAUCAUGUGUCCUUCGCCAGAUCCCAGCCAAGCACCAACCUUGCCAGCAGGAGCAGAUCAUGUCACCAUAAAGCUCGUAGUGCGUUUCCAUGACAUCUUCAUUGCUUCUGUGGACUUCUCUUUCUAUGACUGUGCUGCAGUGGCCCUGCUAUGGAAAUCAGCACCGUGCCAGAAGUGUGUGAGCAGUCCUUGGGGAUGUAACUGGUGCAUCCAGCAGCACCUCUGCACCCACAAGGCAGCGUGUGAGGAAGGAAUCAUCAUCUACAAUGAAAGGGCCCAGCUGCCAACUUCAAGCGUGUUUCCUUCUUCAGCAGCUCCCCUCACCAAAUCCUCUACAGUAGCCCCUAUGGUGGCCACAAAACCCAUCACUGUGCGUGUGGUACUGAGCACUGCGUCCCACACAGAGCCCAACCACGUCACUCCCUCUGCAACCUCAGAUUCAAUGACUGAGCCUACAGAAACCUUCCUCUACACGUCCUCAACUCUUUCAACCGAAGCAGCGUCUCUCCAGGCUGUCACAGAAGCCCCCCUGCCACCACCAGCAGACAAACCUGCUGUCACUCUGCCAGACACAACUUCUCCUGCUGCAUCUGUCCUCACCAGUCCGUCCAAAAAUGGGGAUCAUGCAGCCCUGCCCACCGCAGAGCCAGCCACUGCCCAGGAGCCGUGGGGCACUGACCCACCCACCACUGCAGUAGCUACUCCUCUGCUCACAACCGCACCAGCAGUGACACCUUCCCCUCACGUCACCAAUUUCAGGUGGCCUCCAAAUUCUUUUCCUACCACCGAAGCCCAGACAUCUGCCAUCCCAUCUCCCCAGCCCCGCAGCGAGGUGCCAGGGGAGCCUGCUGCCUCUGAUGACUCUCCUGGUUUCCUGGGAACCGAAAUUCCUGCUUCGGAGCUCCCGCCGUCAGCUCCCCCAGACUGGCUGCUGGGGGAAGACACGGAGCUCCAGGACACGGAGGACUGGAUGGAUUUGCUGCAGGCUGAGAAUGAGACGUCUCCCUUCUCUGCUUCCACUCUUCUGUCGGGUGAUGGCGAUUCUUCAGAGAGGGAUGUCCCUGACUUACCCAGGAUCCUCCACCCUGACCUCGACUAUCAGUAUGAUGCCCCUGGGUUUUGGGAGGAGAAUGAAGAGUUUAGCUGGGGUCCUGGUGCGUGUCCCUGUGUGCAGGGAAUCCAGGGAUCUUCGCUGUUUCCAGUCAACGUGGCAAGGAAGAUAACCCUGCUAGGAAAGAACUUCCACCUCUACCAGGACCAGCAGUGGGACUAUGAGUGUGUCCUGAAUUUGGAGGGGAGGAUAAUGGUGAUGGAUGCUUAUGUGGAAAGGGAAGAAACCAACCAGUCCCUGUGUUAUAUCACCUGCCAGCUGAACCAGUACAGCUACACAGCACCUCAACUCGAAUUCAAUGCCGUGGUGUUUGUGCAGAGGAGACGACACCUCCGAGUGGACAGUGCUGCAGAUCUCCACGUGACUUUUUACAACUGCUCUGUGGGACACACCGAUUGUAGCCGCUGCCAAACAGCUGACUCGAAGUACAACUGUGUGUGGUGUGGAGGCAGCAACCCCAGCUGCAUCUUCAGGGGCUCCUGCAAAGAAGAGAUAGAAGACCUGUGUCCAGCACCACUCAUUCACUCUGUAUACCCCCUGUCUGGACCAGUGGAAGGUGGCACUAGAAUCACCAUCACUGGCUCAAACCUCGGGCAGAAACAUCAAGACAUUGCAGAAACUGUCACUGUUGCAGGAAUUCCUUGUGCCGUAGAUGCUCAAGAGUAUGAGAUCUCUAGCAGUAUCGUCUGUGUCACUGGCGGGAGCUGGACGGAGAGAUUCGGGCACGUGGUGGUGGAAGUGCCUGGAGGAGGACGUGGAGUCUCUGGGCAUAUUUUCACCUAUCAGAACCCGGAGCUGAAAUCCAUUGUUCCAACUCAGGGCCCUAAAGCAGGAGGAACAUGCCUUACCCUUCUGGGCUCAAAGCUGCUGACUGGACAUCCUAGUGAGAUCAGUGUCCUGCUUGGAGACCUCCCUUGCCGCAUCCUCUCUGAGAUGACAGAGGAUCAGCUGGCGUGUCAGACAAGUCCCAGCAACGUGUCUGCAGAGCUACCAGUCACUAUCAAGUAUGGGGACCAGGAGCGGAGGCUGGAAGGAUUCCUCUUCAGAUAUACCCUGGAUCCCAACAUCACUUUUGCAGAGCCACCUAAAAGCUUUCUCAGCGGAGGGAGAGUGCUCAGAGUUCACGGAUACAACUUGGAUGUUGUACAGAAACCGAAGAUUCGUGUUACAGUCUCUCCAUCUGAACGCCGGCGCCGAGGAGUGGGGCGAUGGCGCAGAAUAAUCCCAGACACCGAGUGCCCUGAGGGUGCUCUGUGCAGCGUCCAGCAGUUUGAAGAACCGUGUCUUGUUAACUCCUCCUACCUGAUCCUGUGCAAGACUCCAGCCAUUAACCUGCUAUUACGGAGUGUCCACAUCAAACUGGAAUUUAUUCUGGAUAAUUUGAGCUUCGAUUUCAACUCAUUGCAUCCCAUGCCCUUCUCUUACGAAGUCAACCCCAUCCUCAAGCCACUGAAUGCUGAAGACCCUGCCAAACCAUAUCGUCACAAGCCAGGAAGCGUCAUCUCUGUGGAGGGGGAAAAUCUAGAUCUGGCCAUUUCCAAGGAUGAAGUUAUGGCCAUGAUUGGGGAAGGAAUCUGCGUGGUGAAGACACUAACGAGGAAUCAUCUCUACUGUGAGCCUCCUUCUGAGCAGCCAGCUCCGCGGCACCGCACAAAGCGGGAGGGCACCGACUUGCUCCCAGAGUUCACGGUACAAAUGGGAAACCUGAACUUCCUCCUGGGCCGAGUGCAGUAUGACACAGAAAGCCAGCUCACCUUCCCACUGGAGGCACAGAUUGGUUUGGGUGUUGGUGCGUCCUUUGUGGCACUCGUCGUUCUGGUCAUUGUCUUCAUAUACAGGAGGAAGAGCAAACAGGCUCUGAGGGAUUACAAGAAAGUUCAAAUCCAGCUGGAAAAUCUAGAAACAAGUGUUCGGGACAGAUGCAAAAAGGAAUUCACAGGAAACAUCAUUCCUCAUCUUCAGUCCCAUCCUGCUGGCCCUAGUUCCUGCCUGCACUCACCUCAUGCUCUGUACCAUCGCUUGUGUGAUCAUGCGGUCAACAUCACGGGCAUUUCCUUUCCCCCAGACCUGAUGACUGAGAUGAUGGACCUCACAAGCGACCUCGUGGGCACAGGCAUCCCCUUCUUGGACUACAAGUCCUAUGCGGAGCGCAUUUUCUUCCCGGGCCACCGUGAGUCACCAUUGCAAAGGGACCUGGACAUCCCCGAGUGCCGGCGGCAAACGGUGGAGCAGGGCUUGGUCCAGCUCUCCAACCUGCUCAACAGCAAGCUCUUCCUCACCAAGUUCAUUCACACUCUGGAAAUCCAGCGUACUUUCUCUCCGAGAGACCGGGCCUAUGUGGCAUCUCUGCUCACCGUGUCGCUGCAUGGGAAGCUGGAGUACUUCACUGACAUCCUCAAAACACUCCUGAAUGACCUUGUGGAGCAGUAUGUGGCCAAGAACCCCAAGCUGAUGCUGCGGAGGACGGAAACAGUGGUAGAGAAGCUGUUAACCAACUGGAUGUCCAUCUGCCUGUAUGCAUUUGUGAGGGACUCUGUUGGGGAGCCCCUUUACAUGCUGUUCCGAGGAAUCAAACACCAGGUGGACAAGGGCCCUGUUGACUGGGUGACAGGGAAAGCCAAAUAUACCCUGAAUGACAACCGGCUUCUGAGAGAGGACCUGGAGUACCGGACUCUGACUUUAAACGCUUUGACGCAAGCAGGAGUUGCUGCAGGAGGGGCAGAGGACUCCCAAGGGAUUUCUGCAAAAGUGCUAGACUGUGACACCAUAACACAGGUGAAGGAGAAAAUCCUAGACCAGAUCUAUAAAGGGACACCGUACUGUCACCGACCAGACCCAGACACCCUGGACCUUGAGUGGAGAUCAGGGCUGGCGGGUCAUCUCAUUCUGUCCGAUGAGGAUGUGACAUCUGUUGUUCAAGGAACUUGGAAACGCCUGAACACUCUUCAGCAUUACAAGGUGCCUGAUGGAGCAACAGUCGCGCUGGUCCCUCGCCUGACCAAGCACAUCCAUAGAGAGAAUCAGGAUUACAUCCCAGGAGAGAAAACACCAAUGCUGGAGGACGCAGAUGAAGGUGGGAUAAAACUUUGGCACCUGGUAAAACCAACAGAAGAGCCAGAGCUUCCCAAGCAUCGCCGUGGGAGCUUAAGAGAUCGGGAGCGAGCCAAGGCAAUCCCGGAGAUCUAUCUGACACGUCUGCUCUCUAUGAAGGGCACCCUGCAGAAGUUUGUGGAUGACUUGUUCCAGGUGAUCCUCAGUACCAACCGCCCCGUCCCGCUGGCGGUCAAAUACUUCUUUGACCUGCUGGAUGAGCAGGCGAUGCACUACGGGAUUGCAGAUCCUGAGACCAUCCAUAUCUGGAAGACAAACAGCCUGCCCCUGCGGUUCUGGAUCAACAUCAUCAAGAACCCCCAGUUUGUUUUUGAUGUGCAGACGUCAGAUAACGUCGACGCUGUGCUUCUGGUCAUCGCACAGACCUUCAUGGACUCCUGUACGAUUGCUGACCAUAAGCUAGGACGGGACUCUCCAAUCAAUAAGCUGCUCUAUGCCCGGGACAUUCCUCGCUACAAGCAAAUGGUGGAAAGGUAUUAUGCGGACAUCCGUCAGACCAUCUCUGCCAGUGACCAGGAGAUGAACUCUGCCCUGGCUGAGCUAUCACGGAAUUACUCAGGUGACCUCAAUUCCCUGGUGGCUCUGCAUGAAUUGUACAAAUACAUCAAUAAGUACUAUGACCAGAUCAUCACAGCCUUGGAAGAAGACCCAACAGCACAGAAGAUGCAGCUGGGAUACAGGCUACAACAGAUUGCAGCAGCUGUGGAGAACAAGGUCACGGAUUUGUGACAGGCGCAGACAGACUGCUCUCCCCUGGCUGAACAGGGCUGUGCUCGUCCUGGCUGUGUGCAGGGUGCCCUGCUGCCGUUGGAACCAGCCUCUCCAAGGAACCAGCGGGUGACACGCAUGGGGAUGGCCAAGGCAGUACGAAGUACAAGCGUCCUUGCAUCUCAGAGAAUAUUUUUUUACAGUUUUUUUUUUUUUUUCAUUUUUACGAGCAAAAACAAACGAACUUCAGUUUUCCUCUGACGGAGUCUCAGGGGACCACACGGCUCCUUCCUACAGACGUUAGGUGAAUGUGCCAAGCUUCCGAGCGGCGCUGCUGAAGAGGCGGGUGGCAGCGCCCAGCACCGUGUCUGCCAUCCUGGCCUCGCACGGGUGCCCUUGGGGAGGCUCCCUGGCUGCAGCCGCUCGUCUCACUAGGGAUACGGGAAGCUUCCCCUGGCUGACAGCUACACUGACCUCUGUCCCUGUACGGAUUAGCGAGCGCUCCUGCAGUACCCCAGCUGAGAAACUUCCUCGCAGCAGUGUUCCUGCUGGUUCUGGAUGUUGGGUGUGGAAAGGUCUGAUGGCGACGGCCUCCUGCUCCCCGGUGUGUGCGAUGCCUGCUGGGAUGUCGCGUGCUCACCAGCGGGCGUGCUCGCCCAGGAGCCCCCUGUAAGUGGACACCACCCCCUGGCCCUUCCCUCAGGACAAAUUUAGCACGUGAGGAGCCAGCCGCCCAGCUCGCCUUGGUCUCCUCUGACCCAGCUCUGGAUCCGUCGUUCCUGGUUCCUUGUGGUCGGGGUCACCCUGCUCUUCUGAAAAGCACAACAAAUGCCUUGUGCCACUUCCCCUUCCUCUGGUGUCUCGCUGUUCUGCUGCUCUGAACUGGACUUGUAAAUACCCUCAGAAAGAUAAUGUAUUUAAAUGCUAAAGGAGAAUGUUUAAUUUUGUGGCUUUGAGACAAAGCUUUUCUCGGAGAAGCAUCUCUGUGCACUUCUACUGACAAACGUCUGUCAGCACUGGAGCGAAGUGUUCUCCACUGCUUUGUCUGCAGGGAUAACUCGUAGACGUCUGCAUUGUCGUAACAGCAGCUUGCUUUUCCUCACAGCUCGCUUCGAGGCGUAGCUGUGUGCUCUUGCUCUUCUCUUAGGCUCGCCUUAUGCCUCAGUUUCACCUCCCGAACUCUCCGGUGGUGGCACACAGAAGGGUUAUCUGGGGAGCUGUGAGCUCCAGGAAGCCGAGAAGCACAACCGUGCUGGGUGCUCUGCGAACAGGAGUGCUGCUGCGAGCAAGGAGAGGCCGGAGCAGCGCACACAGUCAGUCCCCAGCCGGCCGGCCAGCCCCUCUGCUCUCUCUUGGAGAGCACUCGGGGCGGUUCUCACCUUGUGGACAGAGCACUCUGCCCUUCUGUGAGUGAAUUCCUGUCUGAAAGGUUACCCUACUUCUUCUCAUCCCCUGCUGAGCCCAGGCUGAUGUCCCGCAUGCCUGGGGCAGACCAGCAGGUCUCACUCCUGUCACUCCCUUUAGACAGUGAUCGUGCAGGCCAGGAGGGACCAGAGCUAGAACAGGGCACGAUCACAUCCCUACCUCUCUCUGUUGCGUAUCGCAGCAGUUCCAGGCCUGUUGGCUUCAUGUGAGUGCUGCGCGGUUGUGAGAUUUCCUCUGAGCAAUACAACGAGCACGCGUUGGCCUGUCUUCCCACAGACUCCCUGCCACAAAGCCAGCUCCCUGCUGUGGCCAUCUCAGCAGCAUUCCCAGGUACUCUGUGCCCAGGGUGCAGCCGCCGUCCCUGCGCCACCAUCCUGCUAUACUGGGUGGCCACUGGGGCAGGAAGGGGAGGCUGGGGUUUGUUUGCCUCUCUUCCACCAGGAGGGCACCGGUUUGGGUCCGUCUCCUGCCUGACCACCCUAUUCCAUGAACUUUUGGGAGCUUAGCAUCUCUGGAAUUUCUGUCUCCACUAAAUCUGAGGAAAUUAGCCCCAAAAAAGCUGGGUGGAGGAAAGGACUGGCAGAUAGGAAAAAGCAGAUAAAAUGCAAGUUCACAAAGCCUGUUCCCUUAGGAACCACGGGAGGCGAUUGCUUGGUUCAGGGCAGGAUGAAGGAGCGGCAGGCAGCGGUGGUGUAGCGUUGUCCCACUUGGGCACUGACAGUGAACUUGCUGCUCUGGGCAGCAGGGCUGGGUUUGUGGCCUCCAACUCGCUGAGCACCUUCCAGGAGCCGCAGGUGAUCUGCUGCACCUAAGGCUCAGCGGGCUGCUCAUGUCUGCUCCUAGUUCUGCAGGAUUUUCUCUGCUUUCCCAGAGCAGGGCAGCACCAGGCUUGGUUCUGGAUCUGCCUCACAGCAGCAAAGGGAGGCUCAGGGGCUCUCCUGGGGUCAGUGCCAGGCAUCCCGCUCUCUUCUGCUCGCCCCUGGCAGCUCUCUGGGUCCUGCAGCAUCUCCUGCUCCGGUCAGGGUAAAACUACGCAGAGAGCUUUUGGGGGAAUCGAGCUCUGCAUCCUCUUUGCUUCUCAGUAGCACUCCCAGAUGUCAGAGAUGAUUUACUUUGUGAAAAUCUGCUUUCAUCAGAGCAAUAAUCAGGACUUGCAAACAGAGCUAAACAUGGGGGAUGUGUUCGACAUCUCCAGCUCAUCUGUGCGUGGCCAGGCAGGAGGCAGCACCUGGUACAGGUACAGUGAGGGCAGGGGACUGGUGCCCACCUCUCCCCAUUGAGGCGCCCUCGGUGUCCUCCUUCCCCCAGCCCCUCGUAGGGUGCUCGGGCACGGCCCCCCCUUCUCUCCGUCCAUUCUCCGCUCCUGUGGCAAAAUCCCUUCCUCCAGCAGGGUUCUGUUGCAUGGAGAUUUGCACAAAACAGCUUUUUAUUGUAAGACUCCCUACUGCAGGGAAGAGUUAUUUAUUUAUUCCUCACAAUCCUUCCACAUUUCUCCCAGCCUUCGCCCGGCCCCUCCGACGGCAGGGCUGCGAGGGAUGGCAGCGCUCCCUUCGCAGUCCCCAAAAGGUGAUCUUGAGUGUUUUGUGCUGCGGUCAGAGAAAGAAACUUGCUUCUUCUGUGGUCUGCACGACAGGCUGAGAGCUGAUCAGUAUUACAGGUUAUCUGUUAGUGCGUUGAAUGUCUCCUGCUGGCACAGCCACGGGCACGCACACCGCAUAGACGUGAGAGCGCUGCUUUCGUCUGCCCAGUGGCACGUUUGGGCUGUACCUGGGAGUUUUUUUUUUACAGAGAAAUGAUGGUUAGUUUCUUUUUAAAGAAAAUAAAAGGGUUCUUGGAUCCCGCUGCUUUGGUGGAAUGCCAUUUAUUUUUCAGGGUGUGCCCCAGUCGCAGCGAGACGCUGCUUUUUUGGUGCCUUUCUUGUCAGGACGAUGGUUUUGGUUUCCUGAACACCCGGUUUGCUCUCAUAGCUCUUCUCCUGGUCCUCUGUCCUGGUGCCUGCCCUCUCCCAGCCGUGUGACGUGGUGUCUGUCUCUGUUACGGUAUGGCCUGACCUGCAUUUAUACCCUGCCACACCUUGAGUUCUGCUCAGAGCACCCGAGGUACUGUCUUUCUCAAAUUGGAAUUAAUAAUUAAUAUAAAAAGCUUGAAAAAAAAUCUGAAUUUUGUUACAUAGUGUAAUAACUGUUUGUAGAUACUGUUCUGAGAUGUAGGAAUCUAUUGGUGAUAUAAAAGGUUUUGUCUGUAAAUAAUCAGUUUAGAGUCCAAAUGAUUUUAAUAAAGAGAAUUCUUACACAAUAA